Parnassius mnemosyne (clouded apollo) is the source of this 4710-nucleotide messenger RNA. NCBI's taxonomy places the organism in Eukaryota, Metazoa, Arthropoda, Insecta, Lepidoptera, Papilionidae. The record is from the annotation of a GenBank genome assembly.
AUGACGAUGGGCGUUUGUGCUGUGGCGCUGUGGUGCGCCGUGGUUGCGGCAGUGGUGACCACCGCCACCACUUACACCGUCGACUGCAACCACGAGUACACCGAUUGUGACACAGAACUGAGUAAAAUGGGUGGUGAAGAUGAAGAGGCUAUCGCAUCACAACAAUUGUCGCACCUCACACUGCCACCGUUUGCUUUCACAUCCGCUACAGUACCCACAAAGGUAUUUCCAGAAACCUCGAGGACUACAACAACAACUACAUCGCCCACAAGAUCUACGUCAGCACCAGUUUCAACUACAGAUUCGAAAGGAGAUGUUGAUACAACGACAGCAAUGUCUGAGAUUAAUGAUCCUAUGUUAAAACCGAAACCAAGAUUACUUGAUUUAAGUGUCGACGAACUACAAAGUUUUGCAAACGCGCUACAUAAUCAAAGUAAUCAAAAUCAUAAAAAAGUAAUUGCAGAUUUAAGUGAGGUAUCUCUUGAUGUAGAUGAAGAUGAAGAACCACCAAGAUUGAUUACAAGUGGACCUAAGAACAAAGAUAUAUCUGAUAAGUUUUACAGCAACCUCCAAAUUCCAUUUAAUCCCUUGCUUUCCAUUGAUAGAUCGGAUGAAAUGGAAAUGUGCAAAGAAAACGAAAUAAUGUACAAGGUUGGCGAACACAUUGAUCGAGGAUGUGAAGAAACAUGUGAGUGCACUGCUACCGGUGUGUUUGACUGUUCGCCGCGUUGUAAACAUCCAUACAUACGCCGAGGAAGGAGGCUCAACGAUCCGCUUUGUUUUGAGUCGCCUGUUGAUGAAUGCUGUUCUCUUAUCGCUUGUGCCUCAGGCACUGGGGAACCCAAGUCAACAACAAUUGAAAUGUGUAGAUACGGAAACGAGACAUAUCCUGUUGGAGCGAAGUGGCAUAUCGGCUGUGAACAAACCUGUAUUUGUGAAGGCAACUCUAUAGUAACUUGCAAACCUAGGUGCAAUCGGCUGCCACUGUCUGAUAAAUGUAUCAAUGUACAAGAUCCCAACGACGAAUGUUGUGAAGUACAAGUAUGCGACGUAUCUUCAGAUGUGCACGAAGAACCAGAAAAUAUAACAAUAUCUUCGUCAUCGUCAACUAGUACAACAACUUCGACAACAUCCACUAGUACCACGCCAGUAACAACUUCAACUUACAAAUCUCCAAGCACUUCGUCUACAACAUACAAAUCUCCAAGCACUUCGUCUACAACUUACAAAUCUCCAAGCACUUCGUCUACAACUUACAAAUCUCCAAGCAGUUCGUCUACAACCACGGUGUCGUCUUCUGAAAAUACAUCUGAGACAGGAAGAUCGAUAUAUUUCAAAGAUGAUUCAUUUAGACCAACAAUGAGACCAUUCGAUUUGUCUGAGCCCAUUGGGUCAGUAAAAGUGUUACAGAACAAUAGUGUACAAGUGAAUUUAAUGCAUAUGAACAAUAGUGAAGAACCGAUCCACUUGUUACUGAGCAGUGAUGGAGGCCGUACAUUUAAAGAUGUAGAACUGAAAUAUACUAAUCUGAUUCUCAAUCUUGAAGGCGGGAAAGAUUACAUUUUGAAAACAAAAGAAACUGGAACGAAAUUCAAUUUUACUAUAACUGCGACAGACGCUGCGGCAAAUGAGGUACAAUUUGAGGAAGAAGUAAGCUCGAUAAAAAUAGGAUGUCAUCAAGAUGGAAAAUUAUAUGCUGUUGGCGAGGAAUUCCACAUCGGCUGCACAGAGCUAUGUGAAUGUACGGGUCCAGAAACUCGGGAGUGCGCUGCAUUGGUGUGCCCGUCUCACGUCGGAUUGGAGCUGGUGUCAAAGGGGUGUGUACGGUGGGCCACCAGUCCACCGGCCCAGCCGCCUAAUUGUUGCCCAAGAAGUGCAAGGUGCUUGAGUGACGGCACGUGUCAUUACAAGGGCGUUGCAGUACCAAAUUGGAGUGAGGUACCGAUUGAACUCACUGGUUGUGAACAACGCUGCUUCUGCGAAAACGGUGAAUUAGAUUGUCAAGAAGUCUGCUCACCGUUACCGGCGUUGCCUCCACAGUCGCUCCGGUGUCCUCUAAAUCAUCGGCCAGCUGCUGUCAACAUAUCGGAUGAAGAUUGCUGCAAGCAAUGGGGUUGUUUGCCGAAUGCCGGAUACAAGAAUGGAUCCAAAUAUCAUACGCAUGUUUUACCAUCGCAUGACGAAAUGCAUCUGCUCAAUUUUGUGACGCCCAUUGCACCUGUUUUACCGACAUUUACUACAUCGGUACUGCCAACACCGCUUGCCACGACAGAGACCACAGACUUCUUUAGACAUUUAAGCCCAGUGAAGACUAGACCUAAGACAAAUAAACCUGCGGCGUCACCACGAGCCCCAGGUCCAAUAAUUGGUGACACAGAACAUCGUUACCAACAAGAUUCACAAGAAUACAUCAAGGGUGAUAACUUGACCGAUUACAAUCCAAAUGACUUUAAACAUAGACCUUUCAAAUUCCUCCAACCAAUACACCCUGUAACGAGCAUUAAUGUUAAUUGGGACACCCCACAGAAACCGUCUAAAUCUAUGCCUGUAGCACCUGUCCCAAUUCAAAAUCAACCAACCCAUAUAAAUUUUGUCAUUCCCGAUAGCAAAACGCAUGAAUUGAUUCAACAGUCUAAGAAUAAUCAUAUAUUAGAAUCAAAAUCUCUUACCGCUCAUGAUGCUUUUAUAAAACAAAUGCACGAGUCUGUUAGUAAAGUCCCCCUUUUACAAUCACAUAAUUUAAAUUUUUUUUUACCAGCUCACGAUAAGAAAUUUCCAAGUCACAUACCAUUUGGUUUUGGCGAAACUAAAACCACAACCCAAAGAGCAAAACCUGCUAAGGAUUUUUUCGAACCAUUGCAUAACCAAUCCUCAGAUUAUCAUAGAAAAUAUCCUAAUCCUUUAACGUACAAAAAUGGUCGUCACGACCACGGAUCACAUGGAAAGCACGUCACUAUUUUGAGAACCAAAGAUUUAAAACCUGUCCGACCUCCAGAUACUGGAAAAAAUAAUAAGUCCUGGCCGCAAACUAAUGUGCAUGUACUGACUAAAGCACCAAACCCAUAUGAGACCGUUUUGUUUCGAGUUUUGCCCGAAGCUAUAACAGAUAUGCAAAAAGUCCCUAGCAAUACUGCUAAGCUUCCAAAAGUUUCAGACAAAAGUUAUUCAACACUAGACCUGGAACAUAUGCUCUCCCAAAUGGAAGUGGAAUCAGAAGUGAACAGAAAUCUUGGACGAUCAGCUGAUAAAGACUUAGGGGCACAAUCGGCAGGUCCAAUAGCCCAACCAGGUUUCCCACCUAAAUUACCUCGUCCCCAAGAACCUUUCUUGCCUACUGUUAUCCCGGACAACCGUUAUCCUCAAGAAGAUAUUCCAGACUACGAUCAAAAUAAUAUCCAUCGACCUUUAAAUUUAGAUCCUACCUUUACUGGAUUACCACCUGGUUUACCGUUGCCGCCUGCUUAUGGCGAUGACAAUAAGAAGCUAAAGGUUAUACUAUUGCAAGCUGAUUCCGCAACAAGUAUUAAAAUGAUCUUUGGCUUACCGCCAGUGUUGGUUGGAUUGCGGGGAAGUGUCGAUCUACGAUACACAGAUACAGCGGAUGAAGAUGUCUCACAUUGGUACUCUCAAAUUUUCGCGCCAGCUGAUGAGAUCCUCGGCACUCAGAGGUUGGACUUCCGGCUAACAGGCUUGAAACCUUCGACUACAUACAAAAUACGUGGAAAAUUGUACUUACAUAAUCUACCAGUGGAGCCAGAAAGCGACAUAUUUACUGUUCGCACACUAGAUUUACCAACGGUACCACCAGUAGAAGAGAAGCGGCGCGAAAUAGAUAGCAGAUUGGCAGUUGUGGAUGUAAACGACACAACGGCUCAUAUCAGUUGGAGGCACUUUAACGAAGAUGAACUAGAGUUCAUUGAUGGCAUUCAAGUGCGGUAUCGACCUGUGGGCACACCCAUUUAUAGUAUGACGGAGCUACUUCAUCACAGUCGCUCUUUGGCUGAACUUAUUGAGUUGCGCCCCGGGGUCCGGUAUGAAGCAUCACUGGUGUUAAUUCCUCCGCCACGAGCUGUGACAGAACUAUUCGAUCCUUCAAGCGUAGAGUUUACCACUUCACCAUAUGUUGACCCGUACAACUGGUCGGUGUCGGUGGAGGUGCACGCGGUGGGCUCGGAGGCGGCGGAGCUGACGUGGCACGGAGUGCCGGUGCCGGCGGAGCGCUGGGUGCGCGUGUACCGCGCGGCGCACGCGUGCGGCGCCUCCCGGAAGGAGCACGACGCGUUCCGCUUGGCCGCGCGCGACCUGCCGCCCACCGUCACGCUCACCGGCCUCCAGCCCAACUCCAAGUGCCGAGUGUGGCUUGAGCUCUUCCUAACAAAUGGAAAAGUUAAAACAAGUAAUGUUGUGGAAAUUCAUACCAAACCGGAGAAUUCACCUGAGCCCAUAGACAAUGUAAUAGAAGCAUCUUCAAUAGCCGGCGGGCGUGGAACUCCACGCGGCGACUAUUACGGCGCGCUGGUGGUGGUCGGCGUUAUAGCGGCCCUCGGCGCUCUCACCUCACUGCUGCUUCUAUUAGUCGUAGUUCGACGGCAUCGACCACGCUCUGUGCCUAUAACACCUGUGCCAUCAGCUCCUCGGGAGUCAUCGCUGCCACCAUAUGACAACCCUGCGUACAAACUUGAGUUACAACAGGAAACAAUGGGUAAUUGA